Colletotrichum lupini is the source of this 507-nucleotide messenger RNA. Its product is annotated as ribosomal protein L27. Gene Ontology annotation, molecular function: structural constituent of ribosome. Gene Ontology annotation, biological process: translation. Gene Ontology annotation, cellular component: cytosolic large ribosomal subunit; ribosome. Lineage: Eukaryota; Fungi; Ascomycota; Sordariomycetes; Glomerellales; Glomerellaceae. The transcript has 3 exons. The record is from RefSeq and is a predicted model, not a curated record. Bases 1 to 507 code for a protein of 168 amino acids.
AUGAAGUUCCUCAAGGUCGGCAGAGUCGCCAUCAUCACCCACGGCCGUUACGCCGGCAAGAAGGUCGUCAUCAUCCAGCCUGUCGACUCUGGCAACAAGGCUCACCCCUUCGGCCACGCCCUGGUCGCCGGCAUCGAGCGCUACCCCUCCAAGAUCACCCGCCGCAUGUCCAAGACCCGCCAGGAGAAGCGCAACAAGAUCAAGCCCUUCGUCAAGCUUGUCAACUACAACCACUUGAUGCCCACCCGCUACACUCUCGAGCUCGAGGGCCUCAAGGGCGUCGUCAGCAACGACACCUUCAAGGAGGUCACCCAGCGUGAGGAUGCCAAGAAGCAGGUGAAGAAGGUUCUGGAGGAGCGUUACACGAGCGGAAAGAACAGAUGGUUCUUCACGCCUCUGAGUCGGGGAGUUGGGCUGGCUUGUAAAGAGCAUCAAUUGGCAUCUGAGGUCCUCGGUUUAAGGGCUCCCAAUGAGAAACCAUUGAAAUCCAAGACGUUUGCCCUGUGA